Molecule: messenger RNA, 1738 nt
Organism: Mercurialis annua (annual mercury)
Lineage: Eukaryota; Viridiplantae; Streptophyta; Magnoliopsida; Malpighiales; Euphorbiaceae
Product: cold-responsive protein kinase 1-like
Exons: 7
Coding region: 222-1322 (366 amino acids)
Biological process (GO): protein phosphorylation
Molecular function (GO): protein kinase activity; ATP binding
Source: RefSeq, a predicted model, not a curated record
ACCGCACCAUUUCCAUGUUCUCACUCAUCAACUCCACUGCCGGCUAAACCUAACUUAAAUUCUUAAUUUCUCAUUACUAUUUCCGAUACUAAAACAAUUCUCUGACAAUUUCUCUUCAUUUCAGAAGAAUAUUAUCAGAUUUUUACUUCAAACGAGGUAUAAACUAUGUGAUUUGCGAAGAAAGAGUGUAGCAGAUAGGAAAAUUGCAGGCGGAGGGAGAUAUGAGGUGUAGUUGUUUUGGUUCAAGAGAGAGUACUACUGCUAGGGAUUAUCACGACGAGGAUUUGCUUCGCGAUAUUAAUCAUUUCUCAUAUAAUGAAUUAAGAUCAGCAACAAACAACUUUGGUUCCACCAAUAAGAUUGGACGAGGAGGAUUUGGAACCGUGUACAAGGGAACCUUGAAAAAGGGCAGACAAGUAGCUGUGAAGACACUUUCUGCGCAAUCAAAGCAAGGAAUGCGAGAAUUUUUAAACGAGAUCAAUACUUUAUCUCAAGUUAGGCAUCCAAACCUUGUUGAGUUGAAAGGCUGCUGUGCUCUUGGAGCUAAUCGAAUCUUAGUGUAUGAAUAUGUAGAAAAUAGUAGUCUUGAUCGUGCAUUGCUAGGUUCUCAGAAUGCAGAUAGAAUGAUACUGGACUGGAGAAAAAGAUCUGCAAUUUGCUUGGGUAUUGCCAAGGGCCUUGCUUUUCUUCAUGAAGAACUAGUGCCGCAUAUUGUGCAUAGAGACAUCAAAGCUAGUAAUAUACUUCUUGAUAAAGACUAUAUACCAAAGAUUGGAGAUUUUGGGUUGGCAAAACUUUUUCCAGAUAAUAUCACUCAUAUUAGCACAAGAGUAGCUGGAACGACUGGAUACUUGGCGCCCGAGUAUGCUAUGGGAGGCCCCUUAACAAUGAAGGCUGAUGUGUAUAGUUUCGGAAUUCUCAUCCUUGAAAUAGUUAGUGGCAGAAGCAGCGGAAAGCCUUGGGGAGUAUCACAGAAGCUCCUCCUAGAAUGGGCAUGGGAGCUCUACGAAGGAGGGAAUCUUUUAGAGUUAGUUGAUCUACAACUAGGAGAAUUUCCAGAGGAAGAAGUAAUUAAACACGCGAAAAUAGCACUAUUCUGCACCCAAGAAGUAGGUAGCCGGAGGCCGCUUAUGAGCCAGGUUGUUGAGAUGCUCACAAAGAAUAUCCGUCUAAACGAGAAGCUUCUUUCAGCUCCAGGUUUCUUUCAAGAUUUACCUGGUCUCAGCGGGGGACCGUCCUUGACGAAAAAACCAUCUGAUGAUUCUAGCAGCCACCAAAUGAGCUCUGUUCCUGUAACAAUCACUGAGGUGGCACCUAGAUGAACAUCAACCAUUUGUUGCUGACAUUGUCUAGAAUGAGAUUAAUUAGUUAGUAGGCUUAUUCAUGUAUGUAAUCUUUUCCAUAUAUUUGGGGGAAUAUUGAGAAGAGUCUUAUAGAAGUGGUGAGUUUAUAUUGUUGUUUAAGAUGGGGGAAUAGUGUAGGGGUGUAAUUGGGUCGAGUCAUUCGUUAGUUAAUCAAAAUUGACUCGAAAAAUAUUUGAAACUGACUCGACUCAUGUUGAGUCGAGUUUGAGUUCGAGCUAAUCAAGUUAAAUUAUUGAGUCGAGUUUGAACUCUAAAAUACUUGGCUCGUUGAGCUCGCGAGCCUAGACGAGUUUUAGUUAAUUUAUACUUUUACCUUUUAUGUUUGUAUAUAUUUACAAUAAUACCUCUAAUUUACAUUAAAUUUUAAUUUUAAA